Phodopus roborovskii (desert hamster) is the source of this 617-nucleotide messenger RNA. RefSeq names its product agouti signaling protein (gene Asip). NCBI's taxonomy places the organism in Eukaryota, Metazoa, Chordata, Mammalia, Rodentia, Cricetidae. The transcript is spliced from 4 exons. Gene Ontology annotation, cellular component: extracellular region. The coding region runs from base 167 to 559 and encodes 130 amino acids. Gene Ontology annotation, molecular function: melanocortin receptor binding; neuropeptide hormone activity. The record is from RefSeq and is a predicted model, not a curated record. Gene Ontology annotation, biological process: melanosome organization; positive regulation of melanin biosynthetic process; hormone-mediated signaling pathway.
UUGGUCGGGGCUACGGCAUCCCGACAACCUAUUUAAACCAACUUUCAGGAACUGGCAUCAAAGUACCAUUUCCAGCCAGGCUGCGUCCUUGAGCCUCUGCAGCCUCGGAAGAGGGAGUCCUUAGCUGAAACAUUCAGGAGCCUGGGGUCCCAGAAGGCUUCUCGGGAUGGAUGUCACUCGCCUACUGCUGGCCACCCUAGUGGGCUUCUUAUGCUUCCUUGCCAUCUACAGCCACAUGGUACCUGAGGAGACGUUCAGAGAUGACAGGAGUCUGAGGAGCAACUCCUCUGCAAACUCAAGGGAUUUCUCUUCUGUUUCUAUCGUGGCACUGAACAAGAAAUCCAAGAAGGUCAGCAGAAAAGAAGCUGAGAAGGGGAAGAGAUCAUCCAAGAAAAAGGUCUCGAAGAAGGUGGCACGGCCCCCGCCACCCACGCCCUGCGUGGCUACCCGAGACAGCUGCAAGCCGCCUGCACCCGUCUGCUGCGACCCAUGCGCCUCCUGCCAGUGUCGCUUCUUCCGCAGUGCCUGCAUCUGCCGCGUACUCAACCCCAACUGCUGAACGCGCUCUUGCGCUGCGCACGCAGCUUCCGGGACGGGUGACUGGGCGGGGCUUCAGG